Molecule: messenger RNA, 1992 nt
Organism: Dioszegia hungarica
Lineage: Eukaryota; Fungi; Basidiomycota; Tremellomycetes; Tremellales; Bulleribasidiaceae
Exons: 3
Coding region: 1-1992 (663 amino acids)
Source: RefSeq, a predicted model, not a curated record
AUGUCCGACCCUCCCCCCUCUCUCGACUCGCUCCCCCCACACGCCAUCGAAGCUAUCGCCGGAUGCUUGGACGAACGGGGCGUCUACGCGCUGAUGGCGACUUCGCGGUACCUGCGAGAGGAAGCGGAGCCGGCGUUGAAGGCGUACUUUACAGAGAAGAGGGUCGUCGCUGAGCCUGCGUUGGCACCAGAUGUCUUCACCCUCAUUGACCCUAUAUUGGCUUGGACCGGCCAAGCUCGGGACACGCGUCUUCAAGAGAAGAGCGACAUCCUCGACGCGCAGAUCACCCACUUUCCCUCCUCCGCUAUUGCCCUUCGCAAGCUCACCAUCGAGCUCGCCGACAAUCACGCCGCACGCGCGUGGGAACACCUCCAUCGUUUCGCCGAGCAGCUUCACCACCUCGAGCUGCACGUGCGCGACACAUACUUUGAUCACUCGGUCCAAUAUGGCGGGGACGACUCGGUCGCCAGGUUUGGCUACCUUGGCACGCCCGAGUGCUGGGAUGAUUGCCUCACGGAGACUUUCGCCAACCUCACCCGCCUGACCAUGAUCUGCUCUGGGAGAGGAGCCGAGCACUUCGCGCGUCUCGCUCCCCUUCUUCCGCAGCUCCAGGAGCUCUCCCUCUCCUCUCACUUUCGCGGUCCGGAAGAUAUGGACCAGCCGGAGCUCAUCACCCACGCCGCUCCAUUCCCCUCCCUCGCGCGUCUCACGCUGGCCGGACACGCCGAGUUUGUCAUCGACGUACUACGCGAAAUCCUCCCUCACGCCCCUAUAACCCACCUCAUCCUGCACAUCUCCGAGCGCAUCUCCACUUCUACCCUCUCGGUCUCGCCCUUCCGCUCCAUCCAACCUCUUCUUGAGCUCAUCAAUGACGACGGGCGCGAGCUGGAAGGUCUGGCGCUGUAUGGCUGGAGCUCGUACGAUUUCUCCAGGUGUUUGCGGGCGGUACAGGAUGGGGAGAAUGGGUGGAAUGGGGCGUUUCAGCGGCUAAGCAGGUUGAUUCUGGGGCGGGACGAAGAUAAGCGGGUGUUUCAUCUGCUGGAUGAUAAAUUGGGCGUAUCGCCGAGUUUACCAUCUCUCCGUCGUCUCGCCUGGAUCGACCGGCCUGUCGUCAACCUCUUUCCUCGUCGUCGCACCUCGGGUGAGUCCCCUCCUGCCCCUAAGCUAUACGAAGACGACCAGCUCCGUGCUUUGUUCGAGCGGUAUCCCAUCUCGCAUGCGCAAUGGCUCGACUCGUACCCCUCCGACCCCUUCCGGAAUGAGCAUACCACCGCAAAAGGCGCGACCUCGGCCAAGCACAUCAAGUGCACGGUGUACCGUCAGAAUGGGGAUGCCCCACUUCGCGCCUUCCGUCCCGCCCCACCCAUUCCCAGUCCGGCGACACUGCCCCUAUCGCCCAAGCCGGAUGCGGGUCAGAACCGGAACACCGCGAGCUCUGGUGAAGGCCUCCCGCCCAAGCCAGAAGCGUAUCGACCCAGACUGCCCGCUGUUCCUGGAUCAGCACCCCCGAUCUCGCCCCAGUCGGACAAUAGCUGGUCGGAUAGGACCCCUAGGGGAUGGAGUCCGAGGGGAGGAAGUCUGCGGGGCGGGAGCACACGGGGAGGCAGUCCGAGGGGAGGGAGCCCGAGCGGAUGGAGUCCGAGGGGAGGGAGUCAGAGUGGAUGGAGUCCGAGGGGAGGGAGCCAGAGUGGAUGGAGUCCGAGCGGAGGGAGCCCGCGUGGAGGGAGCGAUGUGGGUCCGGCCGACCCGCAUCUCCGGCCCAGGCUGGACAUAGCCAACCUCGCUAGAAGAGGUCUACCUCUCAAGGCGGAAGCGUAUCAGCCCAGACAGCCCAGACAGCCCUCCAUCCCCGGGUCGGCACCGCCGCUCUCGCCCGAAUCGGAUUACUGCUGGUCGGAUAGGAGUCCGAGGGGCGGUAGUCCGCGUGGAGGAGGCGAUAUGGGUAUGGGGAGUAGCAGGGGAAAGAGCAGGUACAAUCUUUGGGUGCCUUGA